Messenger RNA from Larimichthys crocea (large yellow croaker), 1802 nucleotides. RefSeq names its product STARD3 N-terminal like (gene stard3nl). Gene Ontology annotation, biological process: cholesterol transport. Gene Ontology annotation, cellular component: endoplasmic reticulum-endosome membrane contact site; lysosomal membrane; late endosome membrane. The record is from RefSeq and is a predicted model, not a curated record. The coding region runs from base 321 to 1016 and encodes 231 amino acids. The transcript has 9 exons. Gene Ontology annotation, molecular function: cholesterol binding. NCBI's taxonomy places the organism in Eukaryota, Metazoa, Chordata, Actinopteri, Sciaenidae.
AGUUUCCUGUCGAGCACACAGAGGAAACAGAUGACUGUGCUGCUGUGAGGCUGAAAACAAACCGACGACAGGUGAACCGAGCCGAGGCCCGAGCCCGAACAUUAACCCGGCUGCAGGAGCCAGUGUGCGCGGUGAGGGACGUCCCGGAGCCGGCGUGAAUUCAUUUAGCUUCAGACGAGCUGAGCGCCGCAGAUGCAGUGAUGACGUUCAGCUCCACAGACUGAGUCUGCUUCCCGCUCCGAUGACCCGCCUCCACUGACUCCACCUGAGUCCACCUUCUGUUGACCGGUGGGCGGGGCUGGCCCUGCUCAGAGGACGGGAUGGAGAGCCGAUGCAGCAGCAGCGCCGAUUCACGGCUGACCGCCAGGGGGUUGGUGUCCGUCAACGCCACGCCCAUCUGCGCCAGGGUGGAGUCGUACGAAGCCGGGGAGAAGAAGUGCAUCUCUGACGUGAGGAGGACCUUCUGCCUCUUCGUCACCUUUGACCUCUUGUUCAUCACCUUGCUCUGGAUCAUAGAGCUCAAUUUGAAAGGUGGCAUCGAGAAGCAGCUGGACAUCGAAGUCCUGCACUACAACUACCGCGACUCCUUCUUCGACAUCUUUCUCCUGGCUGUUUUCAGGUUCGCCACGCUCAUCCUGGCGUAUGCCGUCUGUAAGCUCCGACACUGGUGGGCCAUCGCGAUCACCACCGCCGUCAGCUGUGCGUUCUUGAUCGUUAAAGUCAUUUUAUCAAAGCUGCUCUCUCAAGGGGCCUUCGGGUACCUGCUGCCCAUCAUCUCCUUCGUGUUGGCCUGGAUAGAAACGUGGCUGCUCGACUUCAAGGUUCUGCCUCAGGAGAACGAAGACGAAAACAGAUAUCUGUCCAUCGUGGGCGCCUCAGAGCGAGCUCCUCUCAUGGGUCCAGGUCCUUUAUCUGACGGACAGUUCUACUCUCCGCCGGAGUCUGUGGCAGACUCUGAUGAAGAACUGGAUGAUAAACAUGAUCCAGAGAAAGGGCUCAUCCAGCAGGUGACCUAACAGGAUCUCUGGAGGUGGAGAAGUGUUUCUCCUGCUCCUGUCGUGCUACUGAGGGGGAAAAAAUAAAUUCUGCCUUACACAUUCUGCCAUUUUAGUUUUUUUAAGUCUUUGUACAUUUAAACCCAUGAAUGCACACCUCAGUUUUCUGAUAUCGGUCUUCUGCAUGUACACUGGGACGGGGAAAUAAGUCCAGCUGCUUGAAAAGCGACGUCAGGAUCACAACUUUUUUUUUUUCUGCACAUUUAAGGGAGGAGAAUUAACUCAUAUUAACAGAUGUUUAUACACAAAAUUGCACUUUGUGUCCCGAGACUAAACUUCUAAAUCUACUGCAGAAUCAGAUCACAAGACAAACAGUUAAUUUCAUGUCUUUGGUAUGAAUGUCUGAGAUUUGUUUACUUUUAAUCAGUCGAUCACUUCCUCCUGCUCGGUCACUGUAAAGGAAAUGAAGGAUUUAUUUGGCCAGUAUUGAGCUUACGGACCAUGUGAGUAGUACUGACUACGCCUCGGUCUUAAAAAGCAGCCAGACUUCUUGCACAGAUGAAGAUUUGAAGAGUAGCGUCUGCUCCUGGAAGUAUUAUUUUACUUUAAAGACAUAAAUGAGCCAUAAGUCUGCAUUGAACAUGAAGGUCGGGCCGCACUGUAUGAACUGAAAACAAAAAAAAACUUAAAAAAAAGCUGCUGUUAAACAUACAUGUACAUAUCUUCAUGCAUGCCCUGCGAGCCCGGUGGUUUUGUUUUUAUGAAAAGCUUGUCUGUAAAAUAGAAUCAUUAAAAUGUGAAAUCUUC